AUGGACUGUUACUUUGUGAUGAAAGCUGAUGUGGAUGAUAGGAUUUUGAUUGAGUUGAUAGAUGUCGACAUGGAGGCUCAGCUAUUUCGCUCAUGUGUGACUUCCAAGGCUGAUUCGCUAACCAUUCAAUUCUCAUCUGAUGAGGUUGUGGAAGGUCGAGGAGUUCGACUCAGUUAUGAGGCUGUAUCAUUCGGAAAAUGUGAUCCGGACUGGAUAGGCCGAGAAGAUGGCACAUGCUACCGUCAUCUGGAAACGCACCCAAAAGUUGGGUGGGCCGACGCA
Messenger RNA from Ostertagia ostertagi, 282 nucleotides. NCBI's taxonomy places the organism in Eukaryota, Metazoa, Nematoda, Chromadorea, Rhabditida, Trichostrongylidae. The record is from the annotation of a GenBank genome assembly.